AUGCUCGACAUCAACGACUUUAUCACAGAGCGCGGCGGUGACCCAGAGAAGAUCCGCGAGUCCCAGCGCAAGCGCCAUGCGCCCGUCGAGAUUGUAGACGAGGUCAUCGAGCUGUUCGAGGACCACCGCAGGACACAAUAUGCCGCCACGCAGAUCGGCUCGCAAAUAAACGGGCUGCAGAAGCAGGUCGGGCAGAAGAAGAAGGCCAAGGAGAGUGCCGAUGACCUUCUCGCGGAGAUGGCGCAGCUGAAGCAGCAGAAGUCGGCCAAGGAGGACGAGGCUGCGGCGAAGCUGGUCAAGCUCAACACCAAGGCCAAGUCGGUCGGCAACUACGUGCACAAGGACGUCCCUGUGUCGGGCACCGAGGACGACAACGCUGUCGUCAAGACAUGGGCGCCCGAGGACAGGAAGGCUGUGUUCAAGGAGAACGCCAUUCCCCACCACGGCGUCCUCACAAGACUGAACGGCUACGACCCCGAGCGUGGCGUGAAGAUUGUCGGACACAGAGGCUACUGCUUGACCGGCUACGGCCUCUUCCUCAACCUCGCGCUCGUCAACUACGGCCUCGAAUUCCUCUUCAACAAGGGCUACACACCCAACCAGCCGCCCUUCUUCAUGCUCCGCGACCAGAUGGCCAAGACGGCGCAACUCUCCGACUUCGACGAGGAGCUGUACAAGGUCACCGAGAGCAAGGACAAGCCCGAGACAGACAAGUACCUGAUCGCCACCUCUGAGCAGCCCAUCAGCGCUCUGCACUCUGAGGAGUGGCUCGGCACCGCCGAUCUGCCCAUCAAGUACGCCGGAUACUCGACCAACUUCAGGAAGGAGGCUGGCUCGCACGGAAAGGACGCCUGGGGCAUCUUCAGGAUACACCAGUUCGAGAAGGUGGAGCAGUUCAUCAUUACGCACCCCGAGAAGUCGUGGGAGGCGUUUGAGAGCAUGCUUGCUACGUCCGAGGAGUUCUACCAGAGCCUCGGCCUGCCCUACCAGGUCAUCAACAUCGUCAGUGGAGCCUUGAACAACGCAGCGUCCAUGAAGCGCGAUCUUGAGGCCUGGUUCCCCGUCACCGGUGGCGGCGAGUACAAGGAGCUCGUGUCCAUCUCCAACUGCACAGACUACCAGACGCGCGAGCUCGAGAUCCGAUUCGGCGUCAAGAAGCAGACCGCCACACGCAAGGAAUACGUCCACGCUCUGAACGGCACACUCUGCGCCACUGAGCGCACCCUCUGCUGCAUCCUCGAAAACUACCAGACCCCCGAGGGCUUCAACGUGCCCGAGGUCCUGCGCAAAUACAUCCCUGGCCAGCCCGCCUUCCUGCCCUUCGUCAAGGAGUGGAAGCCCAGCAAGGACGAGGUCAAGACCCCGCUGCCCGACCGAACAAAGUGA
Boeremia exigua is the source of this 1386-nucleotide messenger RNA. RefSeq lists its product as uncharacterized. Gene Ontology annotation, molecular function: ATP binding; serine-tRNA ligase activity; tRNA binding. The coding region runs from base 1 to 1386 and encodes 461 amino acids. The transcript has 4 exons. The record is from RefSeq and is a predicted model, not a curated record. Gene Ontology annotation, biological process: seryl-tRNA aminoacylation. Gene Ontology annotation, cellular component: cytosol. Lineage: Eukaryota; Fungi; Ascomycota; Dothideomycetes; Pleosporales; Didymellaceae.